AUGGAGAACGGCAUUCAGAAUGGCUUGCCUACAAACGGCAACACCUCGAAACCAUCGCGCAUGAACGACCUGCCCGACGAGAUACAGCACAUCACCCAAGGAUAUGUACCACUCGGCCUGUUACUGUCGCGCCUUGCGCAGAGGUCGCACAACCAGCUAUCGGCCAAGAUCCUGGAGUUGGCUAAGAUGCCAGUCGCAGCUCCUGCUGUCAACGGCAACUCCACCCAUGCUGUCGGCCUCCCUGACGACACAUCCGUCGAGAAUGUCAGCAAAAAAGCAGCGCUACUCAAUUUCAUACAGGAGCUGCAUGGACGAUGGACCAAAGCACUGGUGAUAGCUUCAUGGAGUCGGAAGGCUCCCACAGUCAGCAAGCUGAUCGACCUGAUGAACUAUAUCAACCUGGAGCGCAAAGCCGUCGAUGAUGGACUCGACUACAUGGCCAACAUCAAGCGAGACCUGACCUUUGCACGACUACCCAACCCCGAUCUGCAUACAGCCCUCCAGGUCUUGUCCACCGGCAAUGCAUCAUGGAUGCCCGACUUUGGCUACAUCGAACCCCCUCCCUUGACCGCCGAAGAGCAGCUGCGAUGGAUCGACGAGUUGAACACGCUCUUGUCGCUCCGCCUAAACCUCGAAGACCACGACAAUAUACCACGCCAGUUCCGCGAUUACACUAUCGAUUCGGGUCGCGUCACAUUCAAGGUCAAAGGAGAGUUUGAGGUUGAUCUUACCAUAGCCGACGAGGACUUUGAGAAGCAAUUCUGGUUUCUGGACUUCCGUUUCGCCUUUACGCCUGCACCAUCUAAGUUGACCGAGACAUUACGGGUAUUUCUGGAAGCUCGCGUCAACGAAGCACUCGAAAAGGAUGGCUUGAGAGGCUGCUACAAAUUCCUGCAUGAAUUCGUGUUAACCCACAAGAUCAGCGAGUACGUCCGACAGGGUCACGACCUAGCGAGAGGUAGCUGGGUGGACACUUUGAAGAUCGAGCGCUUGAACCGGAGUAUGGCAAUACAGUAUUGGACCAACCGCUAUUCCCCAGAGAGUCCAAAGAGCUGGCUCAUUCUGGGUGUGCACAGCGGCAAGAAGCCGGGUGCCGCCAGUGUUGAUUCCGACGCAGCCAGCUACCUUACCCUGCGCUGGUUCAGGGACAACAAAGAGGUCAAGGAAGCCAAUAUUGCCUUUGACGAUUCGAAUGUGUCCACUGAAGGGCUGCUUAAAAGAGUUAUCGCGCGACAUGUUGGGUACAUUCUUACGACUAUCCAAACGAAAUUACAAUUCAAACCGCGAUUUCUCAAGCGAGAAGCGGCACUUGCUCUCACCAUUUCGGCAGAUGAGCCGAUUGAGUCGAGCCUACAGGUGCAACUAGGACGGAGCGAUCAUGUCAAUCUCCGAAUAGCACCAAUAACUGGCUUCUUCUCCAUGACACCGCACAGGAUGUCUACACUCAGAGGUGAAAAUAGGCUCAAUGAACUCAAGGACCCUACUGAAGAAGGAAUGCUAGUCCUGGAAGGUGUGAGAUAUUCUUGGGCUGCUGAAGAGAUGAACCGCAGGGGCAAGAGCAUGGGCUGGGUUAUCUGCAGAAACCCUGUCAGAGUGGAUGAAAUACGGCCAAUAUUACAGACAAAGGAGCCAUUCCAGCACCUGUGGUUCAAGCGGAAGGGGUGGCCCACGCAGUGGUUCUUGAUGCUCACUAUGAGUCUGGCUGGGGACAGGUGGUGGUUGAUUGAUGUCACAAAUCCACCUACUGGCCCUCGAAUAGCAUCUCACGCUGAAAUCCCACUCAGUUGUGGGUCGCCAGAUCUUAGCGACAAGCUUUUUGCGAACCUCAAUAUCUUCAGCGCUGCCAUGAUAUCGUAUGCCACGGACACCCAAAUUUUGCAUCAACGACGCAUCAAGCACUCCACGGAUCAGAAGAUCAACCCUUUGUUGCCCCCAAGCAUGAAGAUUCCCACAAUUCAAGUGCGAUUGUCCGAUAUUCUCAGCGGGCGGCCUGCAGGCGCGAGAAAGGUCGCUACGUGGGCAAAGGACUUCGUGCAGAUCAGGUUCAGAGGCAUUGAAAAGGCAUCCAAAGCCACGUCGAGACGCUCACUCAAGAAUGGCCAGAACGACUCAAAAGUGAACGUCCAAGCGCCAAGCCGGGAACUCAUCUCUACGAUCGCGGACGCUCGAUUUCAGGUUGCGGAUCCAAGCAAGUUCAGCCUCUUGAAGGGGAAUGUUGAGCAGGACGUCGCAUUCAACGCACGCCUCGGAGUCUUUGCCCUGCAACUGAAAGUCAACCUAGGCAGUACGAUGCUUGAUGAUUUGGCCAGUCGUAUACAAGCCAUUGAGAGGCUUGUCGAUUGUGUAGAUGCUAUCAGGCGCAGCAGCUCCGACAUCAGAUGUGAUACCAUCACACUUGCACAGGUCAUUUUCACGUACAGUGAUGCGAUCGGACAUACUGCAGGGACAACAGCAGAAGCCAACCCCAAACGCUGGACGGCAUCUCUAGACCUCCGCACUGACCAGAUAAAGAUGCGUUUGGAAAAAGAGAACCCUCAUCUCAGGGUCCUAGACAGCUUUAACCAACUGAUUAAUUCCGAGCUCGGCUUUGAAAAGGUGCCACACUACUUGGCUUUUACCCUACCUGUACUCAAGGCUCUAGAUCAAAUUGAGGACUCUUGGGAAGAGAUGGAUAGCGUCAGCCAAGGUUUUGUCGAGAUUUUCUCCGAGCACCUUGACUGGUACACGAUCAGAUACACUAUUUCUGGACCAAAUCGUGGGCCGCCAAAGGUUUAUCGCAUUGCAGCGAAGCUCCGAGAGCGGCGCAACACUCCCUUCUGGCAUGUCACAAGAUGUGAGCCUGGGUCAAACUACAACCCAGACGACGAGCUUAAGCCAGUAUUGACCAAGGUUUGGACUCAAUCAAGCGAGAGAUGGCAGAGUUUUGGCGACAGUGCUAGCUGUGAUGCCAACGAUAGUGUCAUUAGCUUGUUGAGAGCUAUGAAUGAUGCAGUUAGACAGUUCGCGAAGCAACCACCAUCUUCUUCACCACUCGUAUCGAGGGUAGCCCCGGUCAAACCUCAACACACCCCCAAGAUCAACCAACAGCCACCACCAAAACCGAAUAACCAAAAACAAAUGCAAACCCAAGCAAGGGCUCGAGCGCAGCAGUCUGGGAGCUCAAAUGCAAACGCAAUCACGCUGGAUUAG
Messenger RNA from Truncatella angustata, 3189 nucleotides. RefSeq names its product mediator complex subunit MED14. The transcript has 2 exons. Gene Ontology annotation, cellular component: core mediator complex; mediator complex. NCBI's taxonomy places the organism in Eukaryota, Fungi, Ascomycota, Sordariomycetes, Amphisphaeriales, Sporocadaceae. Bases 1 to 3189 code for a protein of 1062 amino acids. The record is from RefSeq and is a predicted model, not a curated record. Gene Ontology annotation, biological process: regulation of transcription by RNA polymerase II. Gene Ontology annotation, molecular function: transcription coregulator activity.